Messenger RNA from Paramecium tetraurelia, 5049 nucleotides. RefSeq lists its product as uncharacterized. The transcript is spliced from 6 exons. The record is from RefSeq and is a predicted model, not a curated record. Lineage: Eukaryota; Ciliophora; Oligohymenophorea; Peniculida; Parameciidae.
AUGCAUUUUAUAUUGAGAUUGGGAUUUGCACUAACCUUUUUGUAUGAGACACUCUCUUAAACAUGCAGAUCAAAAAAUACAGAGUAUAAUCUAUUGACGAUUGUGAGCGGUGAGACUUUCCGCUUGCCAUUAAAUGAAUAUUUCGUUGGGGAUGGACUUAAAUAUUCUAUUUUACCCUAGGGAGGAGCCUUUAAACUGAACUAGCCCGAAAUCUAAUAAGGAACAAUACAAGGAACAAUAAUUUCGUCGACUUCUUCAACCUUCAAUAAUAACCCUUACAUCUAGGGUAAAUAUUACUAUGCACUUGCUCAGACUGGCAACUCUGAUUAUACAGUCUAUAAUUUAACACUGAAUACAUCAUCUUAUAACUCCAGCAUUUCAAACAUAACCUCAGGAACAUGCUACUCAAUUAAUUAUUUGAUAAAUAUGGUUGUGGUGACAUGUUCAUAAUAGGGAACAAAUUACCUUGAAUAUUUAUUCUAUCCUGAAUCCAAUCCAGGGGAUUCCAAGACUACUAUAAUCGAUACUAUUACAAUCACUCCUGGAUCAUAUGUGAUGACUUAAAUAGCUGGAUAAUAUAUAGUGACUUUGAUGAAUGCGGGAACAUUCUAAAAUGGUAACUAUUCAGUCCUAUCCACAAACAUUGCGGUUUUUCAAUUUGAUGAGAGUUCGAGUGGAUCAGACACACUCUCCAGAAUCAACCUUCCCGUCAUUCUGAGCAAUAAGAGCGAAUCAAUAACUGACUUUUAUACAGGGGUUUCUAUAAAUUAAAAUGGAAUUUUGUUUGUAUCUACUUAUUACUCCGGAUUUAUGUCUAUUAAUUUGUAAGAUGUUCAAGCCUCCAACUAGUAAUUCAACCCUUUUAGCGUAGGCACUUUGGGUAUCAGUUCUUUUAAAUUGGAAUACAAUAAUGAUUUAUUUUAUAUAGCUAUUUGGAGCAGUGAAGGCUUGAUAGUUGCAGAAUUUCAUGAUAAAGUUGUAGAUUUGGCCCCAGCUGUAUAUUCUAGGGAUAUUGGAUAUAUAUAGGCUAAUUUCAUUGAAAGUAAUCAAAUUCCCUUAACUUAAAUGUUUACAACUUAAGUUUUCAUGAAUUCUAGAUACAUCAUAGUUAGCAAUUUCAAUGGAAUUUCUGUUUAUCCAAGCCUUUUGAAUUCUAUUAAUGAUUGGAAAUUGCUGUAUUACUAUAAUACAAGCGUAUAAUCUGCUGCAUUUGACUACUUCAAUAAUAUUAUGCUGGCUGUAUCAGGUUAAAUUGUGACUACCUAUUUGUUCAGCAAUCCAACCCUCACAAUCUCAAAUCUACCUGUUAAUACAACCAUCUAAAAUAUUACCAUAACGGCAAGCAUCAAUAUGUUUGAAGAUAUUCAAAACUCUGCUUGCGUAUCAGUGAUGUUAUACUAUAAUGUCACUUCAAGUGAAUAUUAAUAAUCAAUAUUCAACUCAUUUCAAACGAAUACUACAAAACAGACAUUUGUUCAAUGGGGUCCCUUGUUCUAACUCUUUUUGGGAUCCACUCAAUUUGUGAACAUUAACAAAAUGCUCAUUGGGCCUGCUAUUUUAGCUGGAUAACCAAUAACCCAAUAAGCAUACUCUAAUUUUGAUAUUUAAUUUUCAAAUGUUCUGUCCACUCCUUAAAUAGAUACACCUUUCAGAAUCAACUCAAAUCUAAUAGGUGUAUAAAGGAUUUUAUACUCUCAAUUAUUUUAUGAUGCACCCUUUUUAUAAAAUUAUCAUUAUAAGGGAUCUUUAACUGAUAACUAUCUACAAUUGGUGUAGGUUUCAAAUUACGUUGCUCUGUUUUAAUGCGCAGCCCUAUAGAAUUUGCCAUGCUAUUUAAUUGCUAACAUUGCAGUUAAAGACAUAUUAGUUGAGCAAUUCGCCUUGAGUAUAUCAGCCAACAAUUCAUUGAACGUAGCUUUUAUGUGGAAUGAAUAUGAUAUCAAAGAAAAAAUAACAAUUGGAAAAACUAGAAUUUGCAUGCUAGAUUAUCCAUAUGAAGCAUUUUAUUAAACAUGCAAGACCUUGAAUUAUAACUUGAAUUAAACAAACUCUUCCAAAGCAAUCCAAAUUGGAUUGAUUUAAAAUAAUUUCUUUAUGCUUUAUUCAUAACCAAUAUCAGAUGAAUAAUAAAAAACGAAAUUCUCAGCUUUUAAUCUUCUACAAUUCUUGACUGAAGAUACCAACGUUACUGACCUUUAAUCUUUUAAAACAUAUCCAGCCCUUGACACUAUCACAAUAAAUAGUUUCUCAUAUAAUGUUCCUGCCUAUGGAAACAUCAUCUUCCUUAAUACUUAGAAUGUUGUAGAAGGUACCCAUUUUUAUUACGUAACUUCUAUCAAUUAUAAUGCAGGCUUAUAAAUUUCCUCUACUAAUUAAAGUUAUUUUAUAUCAGAAAUAGGAACUGUUCAAACAUAUAAUAGUACCACAGAAAUAGUUUCAUCUCUACAAUUAACCAUCGAAGGAAUGUACCAUUUGAUAAUAAACGACCUUGGAUAAUCAACAUUAACGUUUUAUCCAAGAAUCGAACUAUUGCCAAUACUACUUGUAUAUCAAUAUAAGUAAACAAUUCCAAAUGCCAACCUUAAUGGAGUUAAAUUGUACUUGUAUGGAGUGCAGAAGAUAGUGUAAACUGCUGCCUCAGCUCGUUUCCUCUACAUUAUGGUUUAGCCAUCCAAUUCAAAUACAUACCAAAUUUAUGUGUACAGGAAUACCCCUUCCAUUUAGAAUGCCUUGUAUUAUGUGAUCUCUUCCAAUGUUAAUGUUCAGAUAGUCAAUGCUCCCUUUAGUGUGGCCAGUGCCGCAUAAUAUGAUGGAAUCCUAUUCAAAUCCAAAGGAAAUGAAGGAUACACUAACAGUUUGCUUUUAGAGGAAUUUGAAUUUGCUGUAUAAUGCAAUUUGAAUAGCAAUUUCUUGGAGUAAACAGAAUACAGCUAUAUUAUUUUUAAGGCCUCCAGUCUAUUGUAAACGGCAAUAUUACAAGAGUCUGCCUAAGAAUAUUGGGUAACCUUUCAAUCUGUGAAUCUAGUUUCCUUUGUAAAAGAAGCAAGUACAAUAGCGGAUGGAUUAAGUAUUUCACCAUAAGGAUACACCUAAGUGGAUCCAAGAGAGUACUUCUUAGGCAAUAUACAAAACUUCUAAUUAACAAAUGGAACUAAUCAGUCAACUUACUAUUAUUUCGACAUCGCCUCUCCAGUGGAAAGACAACCACAAACCUAGAACUAUUAGUUUCCAGUGACGGGAGUCUCGGCCUACAUGUAUAUCGAAAAUGUUUCAGGAGGCUUCUCGUAACCCUAAUAUUGGUUCACCUUCGUGUAAACUAAUAGAUUAGUCUAUGUGACACCUUACUUUUAUUAUAAACCUCCUUAAGAUUUUGUUGAUAAUUCAACAGUGAAAAUCGAUUAUCCUUUGAUCUACAAGUUGCCUAUAUUGGACAUAUCUCCCAAUUCCUAGAAUUGUCCUUUGAUAUUUGUCGAUGCAUACUCAAAAGGAGUGGUAAGUGUGUGUGGAACUAACAUAAAUAAUAAAUUUGCCGCUUCCUUCACAUUAUUUAACCCACUCACUAAGGAGGUGUAGGAAACCAAGAUAAUUCAGUUGGAUGAAGCAUUCCCAACACUCAAAGCGCAAAAUUAAACAAAUAACGGAACAUAUUUUCUUUCAUCAGCUACAUACUUGGAUAUAGGAGUGGUCGUGUUGCAAUUCUAAUACAAUUAUAACUUUGGUUCAGCUCCGCCAACCAUUAUAAUAUUACCAUUUUUAUAUACUUCUAACUUGUUUUGGAGAAUAGCCAGUUAUCCAUCCAAUCCAAGUACCAAUUUUUUCUAGUUCAUUUAACCAAUUCAAUCUAUAUAUCAGGUUCCAAAUAACACUUAGGCCAAUUAAUAUUCAGUCACAGUAAUCCAGAUGACUAAUGAAUACUUCGGAGGUUUAAAUUAAAAUUUAACAUUAAAUCCAGUAUCUCAAAUAAUGUUCGGUUAUAUAUGUGUAUCAGAAAUUGAUGAGCUUAGUCAUUUCAAGUGGAAUUGUAAUCGCAGUCACUCCAGAAAAUAAUUUGUCUUCAAUAUUUUCUUCAAAUGUAAGUGUAAGUGUUGUGCGUCGACAAACUCCUUGCUCCCAUUCACAUCAUAUACCAACAAUCUGUAAUUGCUUAAUCUGGUUUCAGAUUACACAAAAAAUUCAGUCCAAAAAUUAAUUUAAGCAGGAUCUCCAAUUAUUCAAUAUAAUGCAAUCUCUGUAAUACCUGUAAUAGCAGUCAGUCAAGGAACAGCAUAUGUCUUCAACUUAGAAUUUCAGUUGGCCAAUGGAGAAUAUCUCUAAAGCAAAUAUGCUUGCACCCUCCUUGGAUUAUCUAAUAAGAAUCGUAUUCUGCAAAUUUCAGCAAGCAGUUCAAACACAGGCUAAUAUCAAGUAGUUGCUAUUGUAGCCAAUCCAACAUCUAUGAUUAAUAAUUAGGUUACCCUGCUUAAUUAUGGAUUUAUUAAUCAAUAAUGCAACAUAAAUUAUACACCCUAGCCAAAUGACCCAAUUAUUGUAAAAUAAGGAGUGGAAGUCAUAGUAACAGCCAUAGGAUCAACCACCUAUAUUUCUACUGAAUCCAAUCCUAUUCUAUCAUUGAUGCAACCAACUUCAGUAGCUAACUAACCUGUUACAGAAGUAGCCAGAACUUUGAUCAGUGAUAAUCAAGUCAUUACAUUGCUUGAUACAAGUCCUUAUCUUACCAUCUCAGCUUAUCCUAAUUAUAAUCUCAAAGGAGGAGUUACACUUAAUUCUUCAGGAAUUAUCUCUAAUGUUACUGAACCACUAGUCACUUCCAUUUCAGCCAUUAGCAUUUAGACCUACAUCAACAAUUAACAGGUUUCAGGAAAGGGAGGAUCAACAAUCUUUAAUUUCACUAUUAAAGACAUCCCUAUAAAUCCUUUAUUCCCAGACUCUGUUUGGGAUAGAAAAUUAUGGGGUUAGUUCAUUUGGGGAUUCUUCAUGUUUGCUAUUAUCGUUGGAGUCGUUGGAUACUUAUUUUAUAAAUCUCAGCCAUUACCUUAUGAAAGGCUUUGA